UCGUCGAAUGGAAUAGCUUGGUAAACGUAACACAAGGGUAUCCAGUGAGCUGUUGGCCACCUGUGAGCACACGUUUCAUAUAAAGAUUUAGUUAGCUAAUUCGAUAGUCGCAGUUAAUCAUUCGUCGUGGCCGUACUCUCGUCAAUGGUGUGAUUUCGGAGCAUUUUUUCUACCUUUUUUUUUCCAUCGAUUUUUGUUUAUUGUUUCUACGUAUGGUACUGUGAAUAGUGAAGGUGUUCCUUAAUUUUUAUAAGGUCCAAAUUGGAAAUUCUCAAAUACUGCUACUGAUCGAUAAAUAAAUCGCCAAAAUGGUGCUCCAUCGGAUUGUAGACGGCUACAGAGUACUGAUGAAUGAUUACAGCGAUCCUCGAGUAAAGGACUGGUUCCUGAUGAGCAGUCCAUUCCCGACGAUGUUGGUAUGUCUAUCGUACGUCUUGAUUGUCAAAGUAAUCGGACCAAAAUACAUGGAAAAUCGUAAACCAUUCGUGUUACGAAAAACUUUACUCAUUUAUAACUUCGUUCAAGUUAUAUUUUCUACGUGGUUAUUUUACGAGGCUAUGGAUAGUGCAUGGAUGAGAGGAUACAGUUUAAGAUGUGAACCAGUGGACUACUCUGAAUCACCAGCUGCCCUCAGAGUUGCUCGAGGUUGUUGGUGGUAUUAUUUCUCCAAAUUCACCGAAUUUUUCGACACGUUCUUCUUCGUAUUAAGGAAAAAGUACGACCAAGUCACUACUUUACACGUUAUCCAUCACGGUAUUAUGCCAUUGAGUGUAUGGUUCGGAGUUAAAUUCACCCCAGGGGGUCACAGUACGUUCUUCGGUUUAUUGAACACUUUCGUCCACAUAAUUAUGUACGCUUAUUACAUGUUGGCUGCCAUGGGACCACAAAUGCAAAGAUAUUUAUGGUGGAAGAAAUACUUGACCGCUCUUCAAAUGGUACAAUUCAUCUUGGUAUUCAUCCACGCUUUCCAACUGCUCUUCAUCGAAUGCAAUUAUCCGAAAGCUUUCGUAUUCUGGAUCGGAAUGCACGCCGUUAUGUUCUACUUUUUGUUCUCUGAUUUCUACAAACAAGCUUACAUUAAAAAACAAAGGCUCAUCGCUGAGAAAGCAGCCGCCGCUGUCGCCAACGGUAACUCAAAACCGACCGAAACUAAAGAAAAAGAAAAAAAGUCUUCACCCGAGUCCGAACAAAAUGGCAAUAUCGGAUUCUCCGUCAACUGGAAAAAAUUACAAUUCCCUUGCAUGUUACCGGCCGUCACCGACGAUACUUCUUCAUCGGACGACGACAAAUCGAAAAGCAACGCUUACCCUAAACCAGCUGGAAGCUCUCCUAAGACUAGUUACACCGCUGACGAGACUUCGUUAAGGAACCGAGCUUUCGUAGCGAAUAAAAAAUAACCUUUUUUCUUUGAUCAGACUGAGUAAACUUAUAGAAUAGUUGACUGUAAUUCCGCAGCUUUAUAUGUUCACCAUGGGGUGUUUCUGUUGAACAAUAUUGUUCUAUCCAAAGAGUUGAAAUUUUUUUAGUGCUGCUGCUUGUGAUACCAGCGGAAGAUUCCUAGUGAACUUCUGUUUUUAUUUACGAACGUUAGAAUUAAUUAGAUUUAUUUUUGUUAAACCGUUAUUCACGAAAUGGGCGUUUUGAAAACGCUACCAACGAGUAGGUACCUACUUGUAGUUUUAUAGAUGGUUUCCUUUUUUUUCGAUCGUGUGAUCGAUGAUUUUUUUUAUUUUUUUGUUUCGAUGUGAUGAUGAUGACGAGUUUAUACGUAAAAUUAUUAUAGUAUUGUGGGUCUGUUUUUUAUUGACAUUAUUGCGGAAAUUUGUUCGAUUAUAUUAAUUACGCUGAUCUCCAAUGUACUUAAUAUUAAGCAAUACUAUAUCUAUAAUACGUACGGCCAUCGUUUUUAUUACACGAAUCUAUUUCUGAGAUUUAAAUUACUAAUUUUAUACGUCAACGUGUAGGUUUUUUUGUCACGAUGGUACGUUUUUAUCUGAAAAUUUAUCGAAAGGAUCUUGAACUUUGCAUCAAAACAUCACAAAUUAUCAAAAAAAUAUUCGUAAUUCUAAAUUGAAACGUUUACGAUGAAUCAUUAGUUUUCUGAUUCCAAUAUUUCACCCAUUUUUUUUUUUGCAUCUGUCCACUUUAUUUGUAAAAUUGUUGUAUAUUUGAAUUUUAUUUAUUUCCUUUCUUUUAUAAUUAGGUAUCAUUAGGUUUAUGAAAAAGUAAUAGGUACGUUUCUGCUCGAAAUUUCGUUUUAUUCCGAAAUUAAUUAAUUCUUAUUUUUCCAUCUUCUGUCGAGUAAUUCGUGCCAACCUGUUGGAAUUUGGCUAGGAUUUCAAAUACUAUAACUCAUGCUGUAGAGAAUGAUGAUUGGAUGGGAACUAGGAGAGUUCUGUAAGAGUUCAUGAUUUAAAAAUACAAACCUUCUCAGGGAGGACAACCUUUUUACAAAAAAAAUUAUGAAUUUUUCUAAUUCUCUACAGCACUGACUUUGACUUUCUGUUCUUGAAAAGUAAACACAUUAUUAAUAUCUUUGCUCGUGCGAAAAUAAAUUAAUAAUUAAUAAUUUUCGUAUACUUAAUGGUUGUGAUGCUAAAGCCUGGAGUAUUCCUAGUGAAAUUAUUCGGAAUAUUGACACCGCUACGAGCUGUGUUCUUUUGUACAAAUUAAAAUAUUAAUACGUUCCAAUUCUGUUGUUGGUUUCUAUUAACUUCUUUUAUUGCCAAUACAAAAAGCUCUCUUGCCAAUUUAUUUUAUUUGGUUGUAGUUUUACGAGUAAUUUUAUUAUAAAAUAGUUUCAGUUUUUUUUGUUCUUUUUUUUCAUCGUGUAAAUGUAGAUGUACAAGCUUCGAAUGUUUUUUUAGUAUUUUUUUUUUUUUUGUAAUUUGUAAAUUUAAUUCAGAUAAAUAAUACGAUACUUUUUAAUGUGAAGUCGAAAGUGUAAAUAAAUUCCGUUUUAGUGUAAAAAGUGAAGGUAAAUAAAUAAUUUCACUUGA
Messenger RNA from Planococcus citri (citrus mealybug), 2999 nucleotides. Its product is annotated as very long chain fatty acid elongase 7-like. Gene Ontology annotation, cellular component: endoplasmic reticulum membrane. Lineage: Eukaryota; Metazoa; Arthropoda; Insecta; Hemiptera; Pseudococcidae. The record is from RefSeq and is a predicted model, not a curated record. The transcript has 10 exons. Gene Ontology annotation, biological process: fatty acid elongation, saturated fatty acid; fatty acid elongation, monounsaturated fatty acid; fatty acid elongation, polyunsaturated fatty acid. Bases 309 to 1397 code for a protein of 362 amino acids. Gene Ontology annotation, molecular function: fatty acid elongase activity.